Entelurus aequoreus (snake pipefish) is the source of this 4749-nucleotide messenger RNA. Its product is annotated as ATP-dependent 6-phosphofructokinase, platelet type-like. Gene Ontology annotation, molecular function: fructose-6-phosphate binding; identical protein binding; monosaccharide binding. Gene Ontology annotation, cellular component: cytoplasm; 6-phosphofructokinase complex; membrane. NCBI's taxonomy places the organism in Eukaryota, Metazoa, Chordata, Actinopteri, Syngnathiformes, Syngnathidae. Gene Ontology annotation, biological process: fructose 1,6-bisphosphate metabolic process; fructose 6-phosphate metabolic process; canonical glycolysis. The transcript has 23 exons. The coding region runs from base 144 to 2663 and encodes 839 amino acids. The record is from RefSeq and is a predicted model, not a curated record.
AUGCAAAUGAGCGAAUAGAUGCGGAACAGAGCGAAGGACAGACGGCUCAUCGGCUGCUGGAUCGCUGGCCUUCACGGCCCUUUAGGCACUAUUUUAUACAACUGUUUCUUCUAUUUGUCAGCAUAUACGUGUCAAGUGUAAAGAUGGCGCAGACAGACACGAAGAAGAUCUUCUUUGAGAACCUGUCUGGCGCGGGAAAAGCCAUCGCGGUGCUGACCAGCGGAGGUGAUGCUCAAGGGAUGAAUGCUGCUGUGCGUGCUGUGGUUCGAAUGGGAUUAUAUGUAGGAGCAAAAGUGUAUUUUAUACGUGAGGGAUACCAGGGUAUGGUGGAUGGUGGGGAGAACAUAAAGGAAGCCACAUGGGAAAGUGUGUCCAGCAUGCUUCAAGUGGGCGGCACUGUUAUUGGCAGUGCCCGCUGCAAAGAGUUUCGCUCCCACGAGGGCCGCCUAAAGGCUGCUCUCAACUUGGUGAAGCUUGGCAUCACCAACCUGUGCGUCAUCGGGGGGGAUGGCAGCCUGACAGGAGCCAACCUCUUCAGGGAAGAAUGGAGUGGACUGUUGACAGAACUGGUGGAGCAAGGUUCCAUCGAGCCCCAGUCCGUUCAGACCUACUCUGCUCUUCACAUUGUCGGGAUGGUUGGCUCCAUCGAUAACGACUUCUGUGGAACUGACAUGACGAUUGGCACCGACUCUGCCCUGCACCGAAUCAUUGAGGUGGUUGAUGCAAUUAUGACAACCGCUCAGAGUCACCAGAGGACUUUUGUCUUAGAAGUCAUGGGCAGACAUUGCGGCUAUUUGGCCUUGGUUAGUGCUCUGGCUUGUGGUGCAGACUGGGUGUUAAUCCCUGAGAUGCCUCCAGAUGAUGGCUGGGAAGAGAAGAUGUGUGAAAAACUAUCUGCGAACCGAGCAGGGAUGAAAAGGCUGAAUAUCAUAAUAGUAGCGGAAGGGGCGAUUGAUGCUAACAACAAGCCUAUUACCACUGACUUUAUUAAGGAUCUUGUUGUCAAACGUUUGGGUUUCGACACGCGAGUGACAAUCCUGGGUCACGUGCAGCGAGGAGGGACCCCAUCCGCCUUUGAUCGCAUCCUGGCCAGUCGCAUGGGUGUGGAGGCCGUUCUUGCCCUGCUGGAGACCACGGCCAACACACCCGCCUGUGUGGUGUCUCUGUGUGGGAACCAGUCAGUGCGCUUGCCUCUGCUGGAAUGUGUAGAGAUGACUCAAGAGGUGCAGAAGGCAAUGGACGAAAAAAAGUUUGAGGAAGCAGUGAAGCUCCGCGGAAGGAGUUUUCAGAACAACCUGAAGACGUACAAACUGUUGGCUCAUCGCAAGCCAGAGUCUGAACUUCCACACAGCAACUUCAACGUGGCGGUGUUGAACGUGGGCGCCCCCGCGGCAGGCAUGAACGCGGCUGUUCGUUCAGCUGUCAGAGUGGGCAUCUCGGAGGGACACAAGAUGUUUGCUGUCAGUGAUGGAUUUGAGGGCUUCUACAAAGGUCAGAUCAAGGAGAUCAAAUGGGCUGACGUUGGAGGGUGGACAGGACAGGGAGGAUCUCUGCUGGGAACUAAAAGAACACUCCCCGCAAAGCAUGUGGGCAAAAUAGCCGAGCAGAUGCGAACACACAACAUUAAUGCACUGCUUGUGAUUGGGGGAUUUGAGGCCAUCCUGUCACUGCUGGAGUUGCUAACGGCGCGCGAGAAGUAUGAGGAGUUCUGUGUGCCCAUGGUCAUGGUCCCGGCCACGGUCUCCAACAAUGUGUCGGGCUCAGACCUCAGCAUUGGCGCUGACACGGCUCUCAAUGCCAUUACUACUGCGCUUGAGAGUCUGCUGCAGCUGUACGAGGCACGCGCUACCUACCAGGAGUUUUGCAUCCCCAUGUGUAUGCUGCCUGCCACCAUAAGUAACAAUGUGCCGGGUUCAGAUCUAACCAUCGGUGCAGACACGGCCCUCAAUGCCAUUGUGGAGACCUGCGACCGCAUCAAGCAGUCGGCCAGCGGGACCAAGAGGCGCGUGUUCAUCAUCGAGACCAUGGGGGGCUACUGUGGCUACCUGGCCACCGUCGCUGGCCUGGCGGCCGGGGCCGACGCCGCCUACAUCUACGAGGAGCCUUUUGACAUCAGAGACCUGCAGGCCAACGUUGAGCACCUGACAGAGAAAAUGAAGACAAGUAUUCAACGAGGCCUGGUGCUCAGGAACGAGAACUGCAAUGACAACUACACCACGGACUUCAUCUACCAGCUGUACACGGAAGAAGGGAAAGGUGUGUUUGACUGCAGGAAGAAUGUCCUGGGACACAUGCAGCAGGGAGGAGCGCCGUCUCCAUUUGACCGAAACUUUGGGACCAAGAUCUCGGCCAAGGCCAUGCAGUGGGUCUCCAAGAAGCUGCUGGAGACCUUCAGACAAGGCCGAGUGUUUGCCAACAGCGAGGACAGUUGCUGCCUGCUGGGAAUGCGGCGCAGGGCUCUCAUCUUCCAGCCGGUGGUCCAACUCAAGGAGCGGACUGACUUUGUUCACAGGAUCCCCAAGGAGCAGUGGUGGCUGAAGCUCCGCCCACUGAUGAAGAUCCUGGCCAAGUACAAGACCAGCUACGACGUGUCGGACUCCGGGCAGCUGGAACACGUGGUGCACAGCAUCCCUCGGGACUCUGACGCCUCCGUGGCCAUGUGACCGCGCCCCCGGCAUGUUGACCUUUAACCUCAACAGUGUUCCUACUCUAAUGUCCUCACACACCUGCUUGAGUAGUCUCAUGCUCCUUUAAAUUGCACUUUCUGGCUCCACUUAGAGCUGCACUCUCCUUUACACCAGUCCUUUACACCAGUCCCUUACACCAGUCCUUUACACCAGUCCCUUACACCAGUCCUUUACACCAGUCCUUUACAACAGUCCCUUACACCAGUCCCUUACACCAGUCCCUUACAACAGUCUCUUACAUCAGUCCCUUACACCUGUCUCUUACACCAUUCCCUUACACCAGUCCCUUACACCAGUCCCUUACACCAGUCUCUUACACCAGUCCCUUACACCAGUCUCUUACACCAGUCCCUUACACCAGUCCUUUACACCAGUCCCUUACACCAGUCCCUUACACCAGUCUCUUACACAAGUCCUUUACACCAGUCCUUUACACCAGUCCUUUACACCAGUCCCUUACACCAGUCUCUUACACCAUUCCCUUACACCAGUCCCUUACACCAGUCCUUUACACCAGUCCCUUACACCAGUCUCUUACACCAGUCUCUUACACCAUUCCCUUACACCAGUCCCUUACACCAGUCCUUUACACCAGUCCCUUACACCAGUCCCUUACACCAGUCUCUUACACCAGUCCCUUACACCAGUCUCUUACACCAUUCCCUUACACCAGUCCCUUACACCAGUCCCUUACACCAGUCUCUUACACCAGUCCCUUACACCAGUCUCUUACACCAGUCCCUUACACCAGUCCUUUACACCAGUCCCUUACACCAGUCCCUUACACCAGUCUCUUACACAAGUCCUUUACACCAGUCCUUUACACCAGUCCUUUACACCAGUCCCUUACACCAGUCUCUUACACCAUUCCCUUACACCAGUCCCUUACACCAGUCCUUUACACCAGUCCCUUACACCAGUCUCUUACACCAGUCUCUUACACCAUUCCCUUACACCAGUCCCUUACACCAGUCCUUUACACCAGUCCCUUACACCAGUCCCUUACACCAGUCCCUUACACCAUUCCUUUACACCAGUCUCUUACACCAGUCCUUUACACCAGUCCCUUACACCAGUCCCUUACACCAGUCCUUUACACCAGUCCCUUACACUAGUCCUUUACACCAUUCCAGUCCAGGGAGUCUUCUAUAGGGUCCAGUGAGUCUUCUAUAGGGUCCAGUAAAUAUUCUAUAGGGUUCAGUGAGCCUUCUAUAGAGUCCAGUGAGUCUUUAGGGUCCAGGGAGUCUUUAGGGUCCAGGGAGUCUUUAGGGUCCAGUGAGUCUUCUAUAGGGCCCAAUGAGUCUUCUCUAGGGUCAAGUGAGUCUUCUAUAGUGACUAGUGAGUCUUUGGGGUCCAGUGAGUCUUCUAUAGGGUCCAGGGAGUCUUUAGGGUCCAGGGAGUCCUUCGGGUCCAGUGAGUCUUUAGGGUCCAGUGAGUCUUCUAUAGGGUCCGGUGAGUCUUUAGGGUCCAGUGAGUCUUUAGGGUCCAGGGAGUCUUUAGGGUCCAGGGAGUUUUUAGGGUCCAGUGAGUCUUUAGGGUCCAGGGAGUCUUUAGGGUCCAGUGAGUCUUUAGGGUCCAGGGAGUCUUUAGGAUCCAGGGAGUCUUUAGGGUCCAGUGAGUCUUUAGGGUCCAGGGAGUCUUUAGGGUCCAGUGAGUCUUUAGGGUCCAGGGAGUCUUUAGGGUCCAGGGAGUAUUUAGGGUCCAGGGAGUCUUUAGGGUCCAGGGAGUCUUUAGAGUCCAGUGAGUCUUUAGGGUCCAGGGAGUCUAUAGGGUCAAGGGAGUCUAUAGGGUCCAGGGAUUCUUUAGGGUCCAGGGAGUCUUUAGGGUCCAAGGAGUCUUUAGAGUCCAGUGAGUCUUUAGAGUCCAGGGAGUCUAUAGGGUCCAGUGAGUCUUUAGGUUCCAGGGAGUCUUUAGGGUCCAGUGCAGGUCAGAGAGAUGCAGCCAGAGGUGUGUGCAGCAUAAUAGUCCACAGGUGUUGUGUAUAAAAGUGUAGAGUCCAUGUAGUCAUGACCUGCUGAUGUCCCACACUUUGUCUUCCUCUCACAAUAAAUGAUCAAAUCGA